AGCGAAGUUUACAAAUUGUCGAAAAGGAAAGAAAAUUUGCGAAGCGAAUUCUCAUGAGCGACGAAGAUCCAAUAUGCUGUGGUUCAGGCUGUACGAACUGUGUGCUGGAUGUGAAACCUUCAAAACAUAAGCUUCCUGCAGGUGUGACGAACAUUUUCGAUCGAAGCUACAAACAAUUCGUAUGUGAAACGAUUGCCCAGGCUACGGCGAAUGUAUUCCGGUUCCGAUUUCGUUAUGUUCCGAACAGUGCUAACGAUCGAGAGUGUCUAAUUGUACCACCGGGGUGUCAUUUAAUGCUACGCGCCCAUAGAGCUGCAACCCACAUUCCGGAAAGGGCUGGAAAUGAUCUUUUACAAGCCUGGCUUGAAGAGAAUUCUGGGCAGACUGAGAGAGACUCCAUUACGAUAAUAGCAAAACAAACGAUACAAAAGUAUGAUAAAAGUGAAGAUGACCUAUAUUUUAGCCGUCCCUACACACCGAUCGCAUUCGACCGAGAGAAGGGUACAUUCGAUGUGCUGAUAAAGCUAGAACCCGGUGGCCUCAUGAGCAACUAUAUCGCAACCGUUUCGGUUGGAUCGCACACCGAGUGGAAAGGAAUUUACGGAGAUUUUCUGUGGCAACGCAAUCAAUACCGUAACGUGGUAGCGUUCGUACAAGGUGUUGCCAUAGCACCGAUUUACAGCACGCUGAGAGCGAUUCUAGACGAUGACGAGGAUGAGACUCGCUUGAUGCUUUGCGCAUGCUUCCGGGACCUCCCGAAUGUGCUUCUACGCGAAGAACUACAUUCGCUAGCCGGAUACUGGAACUUCAGAUACGCCAUCUACCUUUCCAGACGUACCUGUGCAUGUUUGGCUGGAGAGCAACGCUGCAAUUGCCUGACGAGUCGUUUGAGAUACAAUGAACCGAUCCACGAUCAGCGAUUAGAUGCGGAAGAAAUCGAACGGCUACUUCAGCGCUCACUUUCGGAUGGAAAACAUUCAGUGCUAGUAUUGCUUUGCGGCACGGACCCGUUUACCACGUUUAUCAAGUCUAGUCUAGAAAGGAUGGAAAUAGAAAAUUGUUACACGUUUUAGCAGUAGUA
Messenger RNA from Anopheles funestus (African malaria mosquito), 1081 nucleotides. RefSeq names its product NADH-cytochrome b5 reductase-like. The record is from RefSeq and is a predicted model, not a curated record. The coding region runs from base 54 to 1073 and encodes 339 amino acids. Gene Ontology annotation, molecular function: oxidoreductase activity. The transcript has a single exon. Lineage: Eukaryota; Metazoa; Arthropoda; Insecta; Diptera; Culicidae.